AUUGAAACAUCCCUGUUACCAAGACAACACGGCGCACAGCAAACUAAACUACAGGGUUUCGCUAACCGCGAGGAGCAAAGCAGGAUUUUACUUGAUUUAUACGAAAAAUAACUGUUUUGAUACUAACACUGCCGUGACGUUUACCGCAGUUAUGACUUCGAUGAGUCAGCGGCGUAACAUGACACAGAGUCAACAGCAAAGGAUGAUCCUAGAGAAUCGGCGGCAGGAACUGAACUACGAGGAUCGGGUCAAACACAUCAACCAGGAGAGGCAUUUGCGAGCACACGUUCAAAGUGAGGACCGACAGGAGAAGAAGAGAUAUAUGCGAAAAAUGCAAGAGGAACAACACGAGAAACACAUAGAAGAUUCCCUGAUUCAGGCAGAAAGGGAAAAAACUAUGAGAAAGAAGCAGCUUGAACAAGAGGAGAGAAUGGCUGAAGAACUGGCUCGCAUCAAUUAUGAGAAGACUAAGGAUGAAAAACUGAGACAACAAAUUAAAGAGAACAGCCUUGAGCUCCGUGAGUUGGAAUUGAAGUUGAAGGCAGCAUACCUGAACAGGGCGAGGGCGGCUCAGAUUGCUGAAAAGGAGGCCUUGAAAUGUGAGGCAAUGAAGGUGGAGGCAGAUUUGUAUAGAGAGCAGCAGAAAGACAGAGAGCGAGUCUUGGCGGAGCAGGAGAAGGUGGAUCAGAAGCGCUACGAGGAGAUGGUGCGCUACAACUGGGAGCUCAAUCAGCAGCUGGCAGAGAAGGAGAGAGAGAGGAUGGAGGCGUACAAGGAGUUCCUCAAGGAGAAGCUCAUGAUCGACGAAAUUGUCCGAAAGAUAUAUGAGGAAGACCAGAAGGAGCAGCAGCUGAGACUGGAGAAGGUAACAGCCACCCAGCGCUACAUUGAGGAGUUCCAGCAGCAGCAAGCCGAGUGGAGACGGAUGGAGAGGGAAAGAAUGGAGGAAGAGAACAGGCGCAUUAUGGAGUACGCCACCUACCAGCAGCAGAGGGAGGAGGACAAAAUGGCCAAAGUCAAAGGACGCGAGGAGGACAAGCAGAUUUUGUAUAAGAUGCUGAGUGAGAAGAUGGAAGCCGAGAGGCAGAAGCGUGAAGAAAUGGAGCGCGUGCGCGAAGAGCUUUCUCUGGAGGAGCAGGCGGAGGCCGUCAGGCAGAAACAAAUCGAGGAAAUGGAGAAGAGAAUCCGGCAGCGGAUGGAGAUGCAGAAGACCCACCAGGAGCAGAUGGCCUUCAAAGAGAUGCGGAAGCAGGCCGAGAAGGAGGAGGAGGAGACCUUCAGGCAGACGAUGAUGGCCAAGUUCGCCGAGGACGACCGCAUCGAGCAGAUGAACGCCCAGAAGAGGCGCAUGAAGCAGCAGGAGCACCGGCGGGAAGUGGAGAAGCUGCUGGCGGACAGGCGGCAGCAGCUUCUGGCUGACAAGGAGCGCGAGGCAGAAGAGAAAGCCCUUGAACAAAAGAGGGAGGCUGUUAAUCGGCAGAUCAUUGAGGAGGAGAGACAGAAGCUUCUUAAACAUCAUGCCACUAAACUACUUGGUUACCUUCCAAAGGGUAUCUUCAGAGAAGGAGAUCUUGACCACUUUGAUGAGGAUUUUAAAAGAAAUUUCCAGAGACGGGAACCAGAAGAAUUUCCUGAAGAUGACUGGGGAGAUGUAUGAAGAGUUGUUGUGUUUUUGUUUUACCACUAGAUGGCAGUCUUGUCCAAGUCCACAUAUUGUUCUUUACUAUUCAUAGCACGUUUUUUUCUGGAUUGUUUUGUUUAUGGGAAUAUAGUAGAACUAAGAAGAGAGAGUAUAUCCGCACACUGUUUUUUCUGCUCACAAAGUGAUUUAAUGGUACAACGUUUCGACCUCAAAGGUCUUCGUCAGGGAUGUACUCUCUCUUCUUACUAUUUUUUUAUCCUGCACCUGUUGGAAUAUUUCGGAUGUGCGUGCAUUCCCUCGGACUGCAAAUAUAGUAGAACUGACAGUGCAAUCACGCUAAAGGUAGAAUAUUCACAUUUAAAUGUAUAGAGUGAUACAAAUUUUCAUCUCCUGAGUACUACAUUCUUCACUGGUAUGGGACAAAUUUGAUAGUCUGCUAGUUGCACCAUUCUGAAAGUGCCUGCUGUUAAAGCCAUGUUUCUAGUUGCAUAGUCUCACACUGAGAAUAAAGAUAAUAGAAUAAAAUAUUUUUUAACGUUAAAA
Messenger RNA from Anguilla anguilla (European eel), 2185 nucleotides. It is a transcript of the gene mns1, whose product is annotated as meiosis-specific nuclear structural 1. The transcript is spliced from 10 exons. Lineage: Eukaryota; Metazoa; Chordata; Actinopteri; Anguilliformes; Anguillidae. The coding region runs from base 152 to 1657 and encodes 501 amino acids. Gene Ontology annotation, biological process: cilium organization. Gene Ontology annotation, cellular component: motile cilium. The record is from RefSeq and is a predicted model, not a curated record.